Molecule: messenger RNA, 2455 nt
Organism: Closterium sp. NIES-67
Lineage: Eukaryota; Viridiplantae; Streptophyta; Zygnematophyceae; Desmidiales; Closteriaceae
Source: the annotation of a GenBank genome assembly
AUUACAUUAGGUGUUUAUUCACAGUAUAGUUGCUGCUGACAGCAGCACAGCCGUGGUGCUGAUUUUCAAACUCAUCCGCUCCUUCUUUCCGCCAAACUGUUAUUCCACCAGAACGUUCUUGUGACGUCAUACUUACCAAAUUAGUUCCCUUCAUGGAACGACCAGAUUGGAGCACCUAUGUCACAAAGGAAGGAUCUAUUAGCAUCAAGAAUAAAGUUCGCACGGCGACUAUUGUCGAAGAAGCCAGCGUUCGCAUCAACUUUGCGUCGCAAGUUGCUGCUGUAGUAGAUGCGCCGUCGAAGGACUCUGCUCCGCAGUCCGCUGCUGGAGAGCUUCGGUCCCAACCUGAGACAGAGCCUCGGAAGAAGGGCCGGGAUGCGUCGUCCACUUCAGAUCAGGAUCGGAAUAUUGCAAGGAGGGAAGGGGCAAAAGCGCAUGACAGUUCGCACUCGGCGAAACAAGAAUCGCCGCUGCAACGGCCACAGCAGCAGCAGCAGCAGCAGCAGCAGCAUAAGCACCAUCAACAGCAGCAGCAGUCUGGAGCCCAGACGAAGCGGCAGAGGCAGGAUGUGUCAUCGCCAGCAUCUGGACAUCGAGACGCCUAUUCCAGGCGCCUUCUUCCCCCAGAGGCGCUUCCCUGGGCGGCGCUGGCGGGGGGCGCGGUGGCAGCAGUCGCAAUGGCAGCAGCAGGUAUACGCAGGUCGCCAGGGCAGCAGCAGCAGAUCCAGCAGGGGCCCAGUUACAGCACCCACCACCACCGAUGCGAGGACGCCCAGCCUCUGCCGUUUCGCCGGCCGUCCGAAGCCUCGUGCUGCACCACUGCUGCGUCGGGGAUACAGAGCGCAGGGGGGAAUGGGGGGAGAGGGGGCAGAUGCAGGGAGGAUGGGGUGAGGGUGAGUAGUCACGGCCGAAGUGAAAGGUCCGGAGGAGGAGGAGCAGGAGGAGGAGCAGGAGGAGGAGCAGGAGGAGGAGGGGGAGGAGGAGGGGGAGGAGAAGCAAGAGCAGCCGGAGCAGGUGAAGCACGAGGAGGAAGGAAGAAGACCACAUGUGAGCGCGCAACGGGCGAGGAGGGGAGCGGGAGUAAAGGAUCAGCAGCCGCAUGCUCCCCUCGCAACUCCACCACCAGUGCUCUUGAACGGGACUUACGAGGUCUCUCUCUCGCAGAGAAGCAAGCACAGGGAUCUGGAGGAGAGUCCACAGCUGCAAUCGGGAUGCGGGAUGCGGCUAAAGCUGCUGCUUCUGCCACGGCUGCUAGACGUAGUAAGGGUGGUGCUUGUGGUGGUGCGUGUGGUGCUGCUGAUGCUGGCAGUGGCAGUGGUGUCAGUGCUGGUGCUCCGGGUGCUCCUAACUCAAGUGAGGAGGGGAAAGACGGCUCUCCUGCGUCUGUGCUCCGCCGCUCCAGGGGCAAGGCAGGGGGGGCGACGCCCCAUAUGUGCACGACAGGGGGAGUGGCGCCUCAUAGGGGCAAGGUGGGUGAAAGAGCUUCACCCUGCUCGACGCACAGCAAGCACGGGACUGGGGGCGGUUCUAGGGGAGGGAAGAGAGAGCACGGGGACUCGGAGGAUUGUGGAGGGGAGUAUGAGGAGGGGGUUCGGGACGAAUGGCACAGGGGAUAUCAGUGGGGCUCGGAGGGAAGGGGCAGAGGACGAGGAGGAGGUGGAGGAGGAGGUGGAGGAGGAGGUGAAGGAGGAGGAGGAGGAGGAGUGGGGAAUGGGGAGGAGGGUUGGGUAAGUGUUGAAACGGGCUCUCUUGCGGCCUCUUUAGAGAGCUCUCCGUACUCUCAAAACGGCUUCCGUUCUGCCUCUACUCAUGGCUUUCCUGCUGGGCGACUUGACGGGUCCACGUCCACCCCAGGGUCAGGGUCUGGCAUUCCUCUUCUUGGGUGUCUCGACAGUUCGACACCAGGGUCGUUCACUGUGUCCCACGUGUCCCACCUCUCUCCUCUGCCGUCUCCCGCUGUCGGCAAGCCGCUUGUGUCGGCCAGCAUGCCGCGUGCCGAAAUGGGCUCUCAGUCCGCUGAAAGGGCUCUAAUCUCAACCAGUACUACCAGUCCUGCUGAAAUGACCUUUGAGUCGGCUGAAAAGCCACUAGUAUCCGGCAGUGGGAGCCGAGCCGAGGUGCUUCGUCUGCGGUCGCAGCUGCGGCGGCGGGACGAUAUAAUCUUUUCCAUGCAGGCGCGGAUGGCGGUCUUGGAGGAGGAGAAGCGGAGGGCGGAGAGUGAGACUGCGAGUGCUGUGGCAGCAGCAGCAGCAGCGAGGGAGGGCGCGAAAGCAGCAGAAUCACAGCUGCAGGGCGAGACGAGGUGAUCUUUUCCAUGCAGGCGAGAAUGGGAGUGUUGGAGGAAGAAAGGCGGAGAGCGGAGGGGAAGAUUGCCGCUGCUGUGGCUGCAGCCACGGCUGCGAGGGAGGAGGCGAGAGCAGCAGUGGCUAGGAUGCGUGAGGCGUUGGAGGAAGCU